UUCAUGGGGGGAGAGGAGACAGUGGAUGACUAUUUACUGGGCUGCCGCGCCGCCGCCCGCACCACAGAGGCACCACCAUAGGAAAAGGACGGACGCCUCUCAAAAGCUCACUCCCGAUUCAGUUUUAACAUCUCAUUCUCUACAGUUGGGAAUAAAUCAGCCAUGUUCCGCACAGUGAGUCAGAGAGCGUCUCGAGCGUGGGCGGCAGCGGUCGUGAAUGGGCACAGAUCGCUGCAGACCACCGCCGCCGCCGCCAGUCACCAGGCACCCGUGGCACCCCUGGCACCCUCCCUCUCCAAGGCCAUGACCACCUCGGCCAGACCCGCAGAAGAAGAGGCGGUGCGGUGGAGGUUCGCAGCGGAUGACAAGGUGCGGGGCAUGGUGGCGCGGGUGGAAGUGAGCACGCGGCAGACCACCAACCUCACCCUCAACUCCUCCAAGCCCAUCACCCCCACCCUGGUGGAGGAGGCGCUCCAACAUCUAUACGACAAGGUGGAGUCCCUCAGGCUGUGUUUCCGGCUGCGUGAUGGGAAGCUGUGGAUCGCUGACAUGCCACACCGCAAGCUGGACUUUCAGGUGGUGAGCGGCGGUGACUUGGAGGAGCAGCACAUCUUGCUGAGGGACUCUCCAUUCAACCUUCAUGAUGGACCGCUGUGGAAAACCCGUCUCAUGCCGUGCCCUGAGGAUGCUGUGUGCCACUUCCCAGAGGUGAAGGCAGCCUUACCUCACCAGUGCCACAUCUUGAUGACCCUGCACCACGCCGCCAACGACGGAAUGGUGGUGAUGAUGGUGACACAGCUGCUGAUUGACAUUCUGGACAGCCUCCUGCAGGGUCUGCCCGUGAGCAGCCAGCCGGUCGGGGAGCUGUGUGAAGGCUUUGAGGUGGUGGAGGAGGAGGCCAGGAUCAGAGCAGCACUGCUCCAGGACCCAGAGAGGCUGGUAGCAGCGCUCAGGCAGCACGUGGAAAGCAAGCGCCUUCCUCUGCUCAUGGAGGCCUUUGGUCUGCCCAAAGCAGAGGACUGGACCACCAAGAACCUGCCGCCAGUCGUCCUUGACAACCAGCGCAUGGAGAAGUUUGCUGCCAAGUGUCGCUCCGUGGGCGCCACCAUCAACGCUGGCUUCACCGCGCUCAUCAACACAGCGCUGGUGGAGUUGGUACAGGAGGCGGGGCUGGACAAGGACGUCUACCACUUGUCAAGCAGUCAUCCUGUCGACACUCGCCGCCUCAUGAAGAAUACCCAGAACAUCCCUCUGGGCUACCACGCCAUCCCCAUGACUCAGUGCACUGCCACGCCCCGAAACGUGAAGGAACACUUCUGGCAGUACGUCAAGACAGUGGACGUGAAGCUCCGGGACAAAAUCAAGAGGAAUUACAGUUGUGAACAGAGAGUGUUGGACGCGAUGCUGAGGCCCCAAGACUACACACAUGAGGCACACAGUGUUCUCCGGCAGCUGCCUUCCGGCGAGUACUUGUUCUCAAAUCUGUACUCACCCCGCACGUCCUAUGCAGGCGCCGGCAAGUGCGUGCAGCUGACUGCCGCGGCUAACUACAUGACCAUCCACAAUGAAAAGUACUCUCUGGGCGUGGGACUGUUCAGCUUCCGUGGACAAGCGCGGCUGCAGCUUGCCUACUCGACGGCGGCCGUCAGUGAGGAGGUGGCCUACAAGUGUCUGGAGAAGAAACUUGCCUUGUUUAAUGAAUUGACUGAUGAACUAGAUUAAGUAGCAUCUGCUCUGCUCUUCUGGGGAGUACUGAUUAAUCUUAUUAUGACGAGGAAUAUCUCAUUGAUUCCGAAAUUGUAUGAAUGUUUCAGAAUAGCAUUACCAGUAGUUUGAGUACUUAAGAACCAAACAAGCAGAUGCUGGUUUUAGUGCUUUAGUCUUAGAGAAAGUUCUCGCAUCGUCCUUGUGUAUGAUGUCACCACAGCCCUGAGGCAGGAAUUGCUAAUGUUGACAGAAGCACAGAAGUUGCCUCACGCGAGACAGUUCUGAUAUUUUUUAUUUUUUUUUAUUUUUAUGUAAGUUUUUACAAAGACAGGCUAAUUCAGAUAGGGAUUGGGUUGAGUUAGCAUGUAAAUUUAUGAACAUGUGCUCCAUUUAAUCGAAGGGUGUCAGUCCCGGUGAGGAGUGACACAAUUACAUAUUCGGAAAAGAACAAUGUAAUAUAUAAGGUUUUCUGGAUGAUGCUUUGCUGACUGGAGCAACAUUGUUGUUGCUGAUACCACACGUGCAGUAUUUCAUUUCAUUUUUUUUUUUAUUAUCUACUCAUCCAUCAUAUUUUUUAUCUACUGUUAUUUUCUUUUUCUUUUUUUCUUUUUAAUCAACCGAUGCGUACAUGAAACCAGUGCAGGACGAGGUUGGGCAAGGCUGGUCUCCCCUCUAUACCCGUGCACUACCGGGAACAAGAUCGAAAUAACAAGGCCAAGGGAACGCAAGCUGCGGGGCGAAACGAGGUCAAACCCAUAGUCUUUUCCUGGCUUGGGGUUCAAACCCUGUCCUCUCAGCUGCACUCUUAUCUUUUGAUAACUGAGCAUCAUGCACUCCACUGUAUAUCUGUUAGUUGCCCCAAGGACACUGUGAUAAAACAUUAUUUUGUCCGUUGAUAAAACAUUAUUUUGUCCGUCCCGUGACUGACGUGUUAGCGUCUUGACGAAGAUUGUGCAACGGUCAUUCUUACUUCACGUCUGUUGUGCACAGCACAUAUAAUAAUAAUAAUAAUAAUAAUAAUAAUAAUAAUAAUAAUAAUAAUAAUAAUAAA
Molecule: messenger RNA, 2758 nt
Organism: Scylla paramamosain (green mud crab)
Lineage: Eukaryota; Metazoa; Arthropoda; Malacostraca; Decapoda; Portunidae
Exons: 5
Coding region: 163-1722 (519 amino acids)
Source: RefSeq, a predicted model, not a curated record